UAAGAAUUCAAUAUAGAUGACUAACAUCGUCCAGUUGAUUCUGCGAGGUUCGCGAAUUCGAGCCGCGUGUCGAGAUCGACUGAGCACCGACUCAUCUCCUAUCUGUUGCUGUCUUUAAUAGUCAUAUUCCCAUAUAAGAACUCUCGAAUCCACUACAGGUACGCAGAGACUGAAGGAUAAGACUGAUCAGGAUCAAGCCUGUUAACCAGAAUCAAAAAUCACAGAAGAUAGAGACAAUGGCCGCGAUUGUUAGCGACGAUAUCAUGGACGAAGCGCUCGCGCCCACUCUUCAGAACAUCCUUGAUCAGAAAACGCUGCGAUGGAUUUUCGUCGGUGGUAAAGGAGGUGUGGGAAAGACCACCACGUCCUGCUCGCUUGCUGUCCAGAUGGCGAAAGUGAGGAGGAGUGUGCUGCUAAUCAGUACAGAUCCUGCACACAAUCUGUCUGACGCGUUUGGCCAGCAGUUCAGCAAGGAUGCUGAGAAGGUGAACAAUGUUGACAAUCUGUGGGCCAUGGAAAUCAACCCAAACGGCUCUAUCCAGGAGAUGAUUGAUCAAUCCGCAGCUUCAAACAGUAACAACGGCAUGUCCAACAUGAUGCAAGACCUCGCCUUCUCCAUACCCGGUGUAGACGAAGCCAUGUCCUUUGCAGAGGUUCUCAAGCAAGUCAAGUCAACAGACUUUGAGGUCAUCAUCUUCGACACCGCACCAACCGGCCACACUCUCCGUUUCCUCUCCUUCCCUACCGUACUUGAAAAGGCUUUGGCCAAGGUCUCCGAGCUAAGUGGCCGAUUUGGCCCAAUGCUGAACGGUCUCCUUGGCCAGCAGGGGAUGAGUGGUCCAGAUGGCGAUAUGUUUGCCAAGCUUGAGAGCAUGCGCCAGACAAUCACAGAGGUUAACGAGCAAUUCAAAAAUCCUGAUUUGACCACCUUCGUCGCAGUCUGCAUUCCUGAGUUCUUGUCCCUGUACGAGACCGAGCGGAUGAUUCAGGAUCUGGCGGGAUUCCAUAUCGAUAUUCACUGCAUCGUGGUGAACCAGAUGCUCUUCCCCGGAAAGAAUUCGACUUGCCCACAAUGCAACGCUCGAUACAAGAUGCAGCAAAAAUACGCCGAACAGAUCAACGAGCUAUAUGAGGACUUCCACGUAGUCAAGAUGCCACUACUGACCGAGGAAGUUCGAGGCGCGGAAAGAAUCAAGGAAUUCUCAAAGAUGUUGAUCGAGCCUUAUGUUCCCCCCGAGUAGUCUCAGAGAUCUGCCGUAUUCAUGGUUCUGCAUUUGUAUCGAUAUGUUAACGUUUUAGUACCAUUAAUCCCCCACUACUUCCUUCUGAAAUUAUUUUAUUCUUCAUGUAUAUCUUACCACAGAUAGAGGAGUAGUUUGU
Molecule: messenger RNA, 1380 nt
Organism: Myxozyma melibiosi
Lineage: Eukaryota; Fungi; Ascomycota; Lipomycetes; Lipomycetales; Lipomycetaceae
Product: putative arsenite translocating ATPase ArsA
Exons: 3
Coding region: 237-1241 (334 amino acids)
Biological process (GO): post-translational protein targeting to endoplasmic reticulum membrane
Cellular component (GO): GET complex
Molecular function (GO): ATP hydrolysis activity; ATP binding
Source: RefSeq, a predicted model, not a curated record